AUGAGCUUGCUACGAGCCGCAGGACCUUCCUUCACAGGCAGUGGAGAGAAGUCCUUGGACCUCGAGCUCGCCCACCCAGACUUGAUGCGAAGCCAUGAUACCCACCCCGCCGACGGGAAGAGUGCUGUUGCUCUAGCUGCCCACGAAGAUGCUCGACAGAUCGUCCGCCUCGUCCAGUGCCCCCAAUGCUCGCGGCCUUUCCGCACUCCCGUCUCCCUUCCGUGCGGCCACGCCCUCUGUCGCCACUGUCUGCCCGAGUCCUUCCACCGCCAGAAUAUUUCAUAUCCCGCCACGCCUGACCGCCGUCUUGGCAUAAAAUGUCCCAUCCUGGACUGCGGCCGCGAGCAUCCCGUGGGCGAGUGCAAUGUGGACGUCACCCUGUCGAAAAUCAUGGAGCUUGUGGCCCACGUCAUGGACGAGAGUAAACCCGCCGCUGACGACUCGCCGACCAUGCUGGAAGUCAUACAAAAUCAUACCGCAGACACACCCAUGGAUGGUCUUGAGAAGGAAGGCCCGCUUCAGCGCACCACCAUCACGCUGCAUGGAGGCCGUCUCCUAGCGACCUACACCCUCGCCGACAUGGGCCAGUUGGACAUCACCUCGGAAGUUUCGUACAUUUCUUUGGCCGAAGACGGUAGCGAUUUCAGUGAAUUGGACGUCGCUGUGCUCGACCGCUUGAAGGAGGCAACGCACAAAGAGUUGGAUUGCCAUGUUUGCUACAAUCUCCUCCUGGACCCCGUCACCACUUCCUGCGGCCACACCUUCUGCCGGAAAUGCUUGGUCCGCGCCUUGGAUCACACCGUACAUUGUCCCGUCUGUCGACGCUCUUUGACUAUUCCACCUUCGUUGGAAGGUCAGUCCAGCAAUCACUGUCUGGUUGCCCUGCUGAACGCCUUGUGUCCUGAGCUUGUCACCAUUCGCGCCGAAGCAGUCGCCGAAGAAGAACGUGGGAUCUCCGAAUUGGAUACCUCGCUGUUCGUUUGUACUCUUGGAUUUCCAGCCAUGCCUACCUUCCUGCAUAUCUUCGAGCCACGGUAUCGUCUCAUGAUCCGGAGAGCACUGGAAGGCAAUGGUACCUUUGGCAUGCUCAUGUACAAUCGUUCUGGCGCCAACCAGGGUAGUCUCGGGCCGGUGCAGUUCAAAGAGUACGGCACCAUGCUACAAAUCAUCAGUGUCCAAAUGAUGCCAGAUGGCCGGAGCCUCAUCGAAACUCGAGGAACCACCCGUUUUCGGGUACGCGACCACGGCCUGCACGACGGAUACAUCAUUGGAAACGUCGAGCGAAUCGAGGAUGUCAGCCUUGCCGAAGAGGAACGCCUCGAGGCCGAGGACAUCAGGAAUGCCCAGGCAGCCCGUGAGACGCAACUGGCCGACGAUUCGCCGCAAGCAGGUCAUGCGCCUGAGCCAACCAUCGACAGCCUUUCCACUCGCGAGAUGCUCCUGAUUGGCGUUGAUUUUAUCGAAAGAAUGCGAGCCAACAGUGCCCCUUGGCUACAUCAACGCAUCCUAGAUGCAUACGGCGGCCCCCCGGAUGAUCCAGCAAUGUUUCCCUUCUGGUUCGCAAGUAUUUUGCCGAUAGCGGAAGAAGAGAAGUAUCUUUUGUUGCCGACUACAAGCGUGCGAGAAAGAUUAAAGAUCGUCGUCAGUUGGAUCAGGAGGAUAGAGUCUCAACGGUGGUGA
Lasiodiplodia theobromae is the source of this 1680-nucleotide messenger RNA. RefSeq names its product ATP-dependent protease. Lineage: Eukaryota; Fungi; Ascomycota; Dothideomycetes; Botryosphaeriales; Botryosphaeriaceae. Bases 1 to 1680 code for a protein of 559 amino acids. The transcript has a single exon. The record is from RefSeq and is a predicted model, not a curated record.